AUGACCAAAUUAUUUCCAAUCCUGUUGCAAUUGGUGUUGUCUACAGCUGAAGAUUACUACUAUAAUCCUAUGAACAUAUCUCGUACAACCUUAUCCGGAAUAGCAGCGUACCGUUCUGCCUUGACAUUAGAUUGGUUGGCGGCAGAAGACUCCAGACAGAGGGAAUUGGCUGCAGCAUUUGAGACGGAACCAGCUCCUCCUGUGAAGGUCCUCACGACGGAUUGCAUAGCGUACCCAAGACCGUCAGCAGGCAAGAUCGCGAAGCUCAUGUUGGAGCUAUUAAAAAAUCUGGAAGGCGAUGAUGGUACGUUAGUUCCUAAUCUAAUUCAAUCACUGAUUCGCACUAAAAUCUUAGUUGAAACUUCCUUGUUGGAUGCUGAACCAGAUUUCGAGGCGCUGGUGAGGACCCCCGGUGUGAUGAUGGGUGAACCUCACGUAACAUUCCCGAGAAUACUUGCUAUGACUUGGUUGACAGUCACUGACCCAGCGUCUACUGGGAAGUAUGGAUGGUGUCCCAUAAACAAGGUGAACAAGUAUUUGUCAAUGACAACACCAAUACAUAUAGCGAAGAACAUGCGAGCGUUGGAGCCAAUUUUGGCGAGAGCCCGGUUCAUCAUGGAGGAGUUUAUACAAAGUGUGACACCUCUGAACAUGUACCAAAAAAAAACUACCGCAAGCAAACACAUAAAGUUGAAAAAGAUCGAGGCCAACGUUCCGAAGAGAAAAAGGAACAAAACAAGAUCUUUACGUACACAUGUGAACGAUGAAGCGUACAAUUUGGCUAAAGCGUUAUCACUAACGUCACCGGAGACAGAGCAACCUUUUAUUGAUAGCGGUGAUAUUACUAUGGUUGACGGUGCUAGUUUCCAUGGAGAUAAUCACAAUGGUGAGGGUGGAUAUAAAUUAAAUAUAUUGUUUUGUACCUGA
Messenger RNA from Achroia grisella, 927 nucleotides. RefSeq lists its product as uncharacterized. NCBI's taxonomy places the organism in Eukaryota, Metazoa, Arthropoda, Insecta, Lepidoptera, Pyralidae. The coding region runs from base 1 to 927 and encodes 308 amino acids. The record is from RefSeq and is a predicted model, not a curated record. The transcript is spliced from 7 exons.